Messenger RNA from Gavia stellata (red-throated loon), 3099 nucleotides. It is a transcript of the gene HMGCS1, whose product is annotated as 3-hydroxy-3-methylglutaryl-CoA synthase 1. NCBI's taxonomy places the organism in Eukaryota, Metazoa, Chordata, Aves, Gaviiformes, Gaviidae. The record is from RefSeq and is a predicted model, not a curated record. Gene Ontology annotation, molecular function: hydroxymethylglutaryl-CoA synthase activity. Gene Ontology annotation, cellular component: cytosol. Gene Ontology annotation, biological process: acetyl-CoA metabolic process. The transcript is spliced from 10 exons. Bases 16 to 1545 code for a protein of 509 amino acids.
CGCCGGGAGCCGGCCAUGGGCUUUCGCGACGUAUCUGCCACGAUGCCUGGGUCUCUUCCAGUGAAUGUUGAAUCCUGUUGGCCCAAAGAUGUGGGAAUUGUUGCACUGGAAAUAUAUUUUCCCUCUCAGUACGUUGACCAGACAGAGCUGGAGAAGUAUGAUGGUGUGGAUGCUGGGAAAUACACCAUUGGGCUAGGCCAGUCAAAGAUGGGGUUCUGCUCCGACCGGGAGGAUAUCAAUUCUCUCUGCUUGACUGUGGUUCAGAAGCUCAUGGAGAGGAACAGCCUUUCCUAUGAUUGUAUCGGGAGAUUAGAAGUUGGAACGGAGACAAUAAUUGAUAAAUCAAAAUCUGUAAAGACUGUCCUGAUGCAGCUUUUUGAAGAAUCUGGUAAUACAGAUGUCGAAGGAAUCGACACCACCAAUGCAUGCUAUGGAGGCACCGCUGCUCUUUUUAAUGCUAUUAAUUGGAUUGAGUCCAGUUCUUGGGAUGGACGCUAUGCGCUUGUUGUUGCUGGAGAUAUAGCUGUGUAUGCCACUGGAAAUGCCAGGCCAACAGGUGGAGCUGGUGCUGUUGCUAUGCUAGUUGGUCCAAAUGCUCCAUUAAUUUUUGAGAGAGGAUUGCGUGGAACCCACAUGCAGCAUGCGUAUGACUUCUAUAAACCAGAUAUGGUCUCUGAAUAUCCUGUAGUUGAUGGCAAGCUAUCUAUACAGUGCUACCUCAGUGCAUUAGAUCGCUGCUAUACUGUCUAUCGCAACAAAAUCCACGCCCAGUGGCAAAAGGAGGGGACAGACAGACGUUUCACCCUGAAUGACUUUGGAUUCAUGAUCUUUCAUUCUCCCUACUGUAAACUGGUACAGAAAUCCGUGGCUAGACUCUUGCUGAACGACUUUCUCAGUGACCAGAACCCAGAAACAACAAAUGGUGUUUUCAGUGGUCUGGAAGCUUUCAGGGAUGUAAAACUUGAAGAUACAUAUUUUGACAGAGAUGUGGAAAAAGCUUUUAUGAAAGCUAGUGCAGAGCUCUUCAAUCAGAAAACCAAAGCUUCGUUACUCGUAUCCAAUCAGAAUGGAAAUAUGUAUACCCCUUCCGUCUAUGGUUGCCUUGCCUCUCUUCUAGCCCAGUACUCCCCAGAGCAACUCGCAGGACAGAGAAUCAGUGUGUUCUCAUAUGGCUCUGGUUUUGCUGCUACGCUGUAUUCAAUCAGAGUUACGCAGGAUGCUACUCCUGGUUCUGCACUGGACAAAAUAACUGCCAGCCUCUCUGAUCUCAAAGCAAGACUUGACUCAAGAAAAUGUAUUGCACCUGAUGCCUUUGCUGAAAACAUGAAGAUUAGACAGGAAACACAUCAUCUGGCCAACUAUAUUCCACAGUGUUCAGUAGAAGAUCUCUUCGAGGGAACAUGGUACCUUGUGCGUGUGGAUGAAAAACACAGGAGAACUUACGCUCGGCGCCCACUCAUGGGUGAUGGACCUCUGGAGGCAGGAGUUGAAGUUGUCCACCCAGGCAUUGUUCAUGAGGAAAGAAAGAGGAAACUGGCCCUGUGAAAACCUGAAGUUGUGGGUUCACAAGCUGUGUGGACCUUCUGGAUCUUUCAUCUUAGUAUCAUUCCAUUACAAAUUUGGAAAGAAAGGGUUGCUUAGGCUGGUGCAAAACCAUUAUUUCAGGGCUGUGUUUCAAGAUAACUUAAAUGCUUUCGUAUGGAAACUAUAGUGGAGGAAUUCAUUCCCAGCUUAUGAAAUACAAUUCACUUUAUUACUGUCUUAUGAAAGAUGGUAUUGUUUUAUCCCCCUCAGAAAAACCGUGAAAGGGGAUUGGUUCUUGCUUUGUACUUACCUGAGCCUGACUGAGUCCAGAUUCCCAUGGGUGGCUUUUCAGAGGCAUUCUCUUGCUCAUCUACAUUAAUUGCUUGUUUUAAAGACAACUGAUCAUCUCAUCAGUCCCAUACUAGGUAAGGCAUCCCUGCCUUUAAAUGUGAAAGCAUCAGCUGUACUGCUCUAAACCUUGUAUUACUUUACUUGCCUUAACUAAAAUCAUAUAGGCUCUACCUCUUAGCUUAGGCAUGUCAGCUAUGCCUGUUAAGAGAAGGACAGCUACUGCACUUUCCCACCAUUUGCAUUGGAGCUGAUGGUGUUGAAGAUUGAAGUACAAAAUAAGCAAUUAAAGCUGAAAAUUGGAGUAUCUAUAUCUUGGUGAUGCUUGGAACAAUUGGAUUUGUCAGGCUACCCAACUUUCAACCUGCAGUGGUCAAGAGUGACAAAAUCGGCUUUGUUCCAGCCUUAGCUGCCGAAGUAGUAUGGCAGGAGUUAGUACAAGCCUGUAAAACUCAGUAUAUCUAAGCAGAUGUUGUUAUUGGUUGCAUUCAGCUUACUGAUACCUAGUGCUAAAGCAAGAAUUUAAAACUACUUGAGUUUUGGAGUAUGCUUAAAUCUUUCUUUAGUGGAGCGCAACUGGAGUCCAAGCAGUUCUAGACUUUCAGAAUUGUGCAAGUAAUGGAAGGUGUCAGCAGGUUAGUAGAUGGUAGCCCAGCUGGUUAUGAACUAGGAAGUGCAACCACACAUGCAGGCUUAAAGCAGCAUAUCCUAAUUUGCCUUUCUGAAUUGUGACAGACUAGGAACUGUGGUCAACAACAGCAUUGCUGUUUCUUUAAAUAAAAGUAAAGAAAAAAAAAGCUCCAAUAUGCAUUUUAUCAUGUUUAAUUUGCUGGAGAAGUUUUAAAGAAUUUGCAGUUGUUUAGAUUAUGGUCUGGUUUCUGCUUAAAUUUAGUUCUUUGCAGAAACUCUCCUGGUUUGCAGUGGUAAAGGUGUAUCAAGCUGAGGUACAGCUUUUCGAGUAAAUGCAAUACUACUUGAUCUUUGCUGAAAGAGCAUCUCUACUAACAAUCGCUUACGUGUUUCACUUACUGGGGUUCUUGCACUGGCUAUACCAUGUCUCAAGCAAGGGACAAAAAAGUGUGUGACAGCUCUGUAUUUGAGCGCUGCACUGUGACUUGAGAAGUGCAAAGGAGAUGAGGCAUAUUUGGUUUAUUCAAAAAUUACAAAAAAUGUAACAGCAGAACUCGUGAAAAGUGAAUAAAAUCCUUUGUUAAAUGUGCUGAGAAG